Molecule: messenger RNA, 2657 nt
Organism: Pangasianodon hypophthalmus (striped catfish)
Lineage: Eukaryota; Metazoa; Chordata; Actinopteri; Siluriformes; Pangasiidae
Product: extracellular calcium-sensing receptor-like
Exons: 6
Coding region: 156-2657 (833 amino acids)
Biological process (GO): G protein-coupled receptor signaling pathway
Cellular component (GO): membrane
Molecular function (GO): G protein-coupled receptor activity
Source: RefSeq, a predicted model, not a curated record
CCAUCUUGUCCCUUAAUGACAUCACAAAACUCACCAACUCUCUGAUUUGUCCAAACUGAAUGGUCAUACCCAGAAGAAUCAUAACAUGUUUAUAAAUAUGUGAAGACUAUAUCUGUUGAGGACUGAGCCAGCAAAAGCAUUGUAGAAACUUUGUAAUGUUAUUCCUAGUACUACUCCUUUCUCUUAGCCUGGCAAAGGGAGAAAAUUGCUAUAUUCUGGAAAACCCAGAAGAUCCUCUGCUAUCAAAAGAUGGAGAUGUGAUCAUUGGAGCUAUCUUUUCAGUACAUAGGGGUACACAGAUGCAGUCACUGCCAUAUACUGAAAAACCUAAGCCUUUAAUCUGCAUCAGAUUUAACCUCAGAGAAUUACGCUUUGCUCAGACCAUGACUUUUGCAAUCGAUGAAAUCAACAGAAGCAACAGCUUGCUCCCAAAUAUUUCAAUUGGUUACAAGAUUUAUGACAAUUGUCUCUCAGGAUUGCUAUCUAUGAAGGCAGCCAUGGCUUUGAUGAAUGGUCAGGACAUAACAGCAGAUGCCUGCUCUGGACAAGCAGUAGUACAAGCAAUUAUUGGGGAGUCAGAGUCUACUCCUACUAUAGCACUCACAAAAACUACAGGACCUUUUAAGAUCCCAGUGAUAAGUCAUGCUGCCACAUGUGAAUGUUUGAGCAACAGAAAAGAUUACCCAUCUUUCUUCAGGACCAUAGCAAGUGACUACUACCAGAGCAGAGCAUUGGCAUAUUUGGUCAAGCACUUUGGCUGGUCUUGGGUGGGAGCUGUGAACAGUGAUAAUGACUAUGGCAACAAUGGAAUGGCCAUUUUUCUGAAUGCAGCCAAAGAGGAGGGAAUAUGUGUUGAGUACUCUGAGAAGUUUGACCGGACAGAUAAUGCCAAUAUCAUCAAAGUGGCUGAUACUAUUAAGAAAGGCACAGCCAAAGUAAUUAUUGCAUUUCUCGCUUACUUUGAUAUGAACAUUUUAAUAGACCAUCUUAUUCUAAAGAAUGUCACUGGCUACCAAAUGAUUGGUGUAGAGGCAUGGAUUACUGUUGUCGAUCUAGCAACACCAGCAAAUUUCAACAUAUUGGCUGGAUCCAUUGGUUUUGCUAUGGGAAAAUUGAACAUUAGUAGUUUUGCUGACUAUGUUGUAAAUGAAUUUUGGCAUACAGUCUAUCCUUGCUUGCAUACAGAGUUAAACAUUUCUCAUACUGAAAACAACUGCAGCAAAUAUGAAGAUAUGAUUCCAUUUAAAAAUUACAAUGAAGAUGUAUCUAAAUUGAGAUAUGCAAAAAACAUCUACAAUGCAGUUUAUGCUGUGGCACAUUCUCUACACAGCCUGUUGAGAUGCACAGAAAACAAGAGUUGUGAGAAAGACAAAACAGUACAACCAUGGCAGGUUGCUGAGUCUCUAAAAAAGGUAAAUUUUACUACCAAAGUAGGAGAACAGGUUUGGUUUGACAGCACUGGGGCAACGGCUGCAAAGUACGAUGUGGUGAACUGGCAACGAGGGUUCAGGGGAGAAGUGGAGUUUAAGACAGUGGGUUAUUACGAUGCCUCACUCCCAAGUGGCCAACAGUUUGUCCUAAAUGUUGAGGAUAUAGUGUGGGCUGGAGAGAAAAGACAGAAGCCAAGGUCUGUGUGCAGUGAGAGCUGUCCACCAGGAACCAGGAAAGCUGCACAGAAAGGAAGGCCUGUCUGCUGCUACGACUGUAUACCAUGUGCAGAGGGAGAGAUCAGUAACCAGACAGAUUCAAAUAACUGUGAGCAGUGUCCAGGAGAAUAUUGGUCUAAUGCUGAGAGAGAUAAAUGUGUGUUAAAGGUCAUAGAGUUUCUUUCAUUUACAGAGGUUAUGGGGAUAGUACUGGUACUUUUUUCCUUGUUUGGAGCUACAUUAACUGUGUUAGUAGCUAUUUUAUUUCUAAUAGAAAGGGACACUCCUAUCGUUAAGGCCAACAACUCUGAGCUGAGCUUCCUGCUGCUGUUCUCCCUGACUCUGUGUUUCCUCUGUUCACUUACUUUCAUUGGACAGCCCUCUCAGUGGUCCUGUAUGCUGCGCCACACAGCGUUCGGGAUCACUUUUGUCCUCUGUAUCUCUUGUGUUCUGGGGAAAACAAUAGUGGUGUUAGUGGCCUUCAGGGCUACACUUCCAGGCAGUAAUGUCAUGAAAUGGUUUGGGCCUCUACAACAGAGACUCAGUGUACUUGCCUUCACUCUCAUACAGGUUCUUAUUUGUGUGCUUUGGUUAACAGUUUCUCCUCCUUUCCCCUAUAAGAACAUGAACUACUACAAGGAAAAGAUCAUAUUAGAAUGUAACUUGGGCUCAGCUAUAGGUUUCUGGGCCGUGCUGGGUUAUAUAGGAGUUCUUGCUUUUUUCUGCUUUGUUUUAGCUUUUCUCGCUAGAAAGUUGCCAGAUAAUUUUAAUGAAGCUAAAUUCAUCACAUUCAGCAUACUCAUAUUCUGUGCUGUGUGGAUAACCUUUAUUCCAGCUUAUGUCAGCUCUCCUGGAAAAUUUACUGUAGCUGUGGAGAUAUUUGCUAUUUUGGCCUCCAGUUUUGCGCUAUUAUUAUGUAUAUUUACACCUAAAUGUUAUAUUAUUCUGUUUAAACCUGAACUAAACACAAAGAAAAAUAUGAUGGGAAAAAUGCCAUCUAAAUCACUUUAA